Molecule: messenger RNA, 388 nt
Organism: Racocetra fulgida
Lineage: Eukaryota; Fungi; Glomeromycota; Glomeromycetes; Diversisporales; Gigasporaceae
Source: the annotation of a GenBank genome assembly
AUGCCUGCAGAUAUUUUUAGACAACUGGAACAGCAAUAUCCAAAUCUAACUCAGAAACAAGUUUAUGCUUGGUGGACUUAUUAUUUGAAAAAUAAGUACAUUCGUAAUGAUAAUCAAUUAAAUUUCUUAAAAAUACUAGUAGAAGAGAACGAAUGCAAGGUUAUUUUAAGCAAUGUUCCAAAUAUUCAAUAUUUAGGCUUUAUAACGGCAUUUUUUGAAUUAUUAAAAAAUAACAAGGAAAUAGUUACAGAUGCCACCUAUAAAAUGAAUGCUUUAGGAUAUGAAUUAUAUUCAGUCAUUGAUAUUUUAAGUUUAUUUUUCAAGUCUUUAUUUGAUUUGGGAUUAAAUUAUGUGCACACUAUCGGUUCUCUUGAAAAAGGUGACUUAA